UAUAAAUUACUAUUUAAUUACAUUAUUAAAAUAAUAUUUAAAAAAAAGGAAUUUCUUCUUAGAUUCUUUGUAAUUUUUGAAAUGAUCUCCAAAUUCGAAAUAAUUCUUCCAUAAUUUAUAAGAGUGGAAAAGUAGAGAAGGGAAGGAAUGGCAGAGCCAAAGCCAACUGCCCCAACGGUUUUGGAAAGUGGCAUUGAAUUAUCAUUUAACUCUUCCCAUAAAUUUGAAUAUAUUCAGGUCGAAAUGAUGAAACACCAGAAAAGGACAGAUAAAUACAACUUUAACACCACUUACAGUAUAAAUUCACAUCGUUUCCGAGAUAUCAUGCCGUAUUUUAAUCUCGAUAUGAUUAGUCUGGAACUAAAGCAUCUCUAUAUAAGCGAAGAGGAUUUAUCGGGCCUGUUAAAAAAAUGCAAAAAACUCACCAAGCUAUCAUUAGAUACAUGUCCUUUGAUUAGUCGAACCAUCAUAAAAAGCUUGGACCAAUGCCACAAACUUAAACAAUUUUAUUUCAAGUUUCCCGAUUAUCGAGCCUAUGGGAUAACAAACAAUAUGGUAACCAGAUUACGGUCGGGCAGUGACCCGGGGGGAGCGUCACCAAAAAUAUCUAAAGAACUAGGCCAUGAAAACUUUAAAAAUAAUACUCUGAACCUUUUGCACAAAAGACUAAGCAAAGAAAAGAUGGAGGAUAGUGAUAAUAUAGCUAAUCUUAUAGUCAAACAUUGUAAUUCGAAUUUAUAUUCCUUGACUCUUAAUAUAGAUGCUAAUCAGAAUAGAUUUUCUCUCAAAGAUCCAGAAUUCUAUGUAAAUAAUCAGCGUUUGCAAUCGCUUACUAGCACUCGAGCUUCCAUGUUUAGUGUGUGGCAAAAUUUCUCAUUAGUCAAAGAGGUCAAAAAAUGGUGGUUAAAUGACACUGGUGUGGCUUACGUGGCGGAAUGUUUCCCAUACCUCAAAAAUCUUAAUUUGAACGAGUGCCUAUUGUUGACCGAUGAAACGCUUUACGCCAUAUCCCAUAAUAACAAAGGACUUGUCAAAUUGGUUCUCAAUCAUUCUCCGAACUUUACUAUCGAAGGCUUUCAAAGAUUGGCCCAAAAUUGUACUUCUAUCCGAGCCUUGGAGGUAGCUUGGUGUGCAAAGGUGGACGACAACUGUAUAAUACUCUUCGUUAAAAAGUUUCUCCGAUUAAAUAGCCUAGAUGUAUCCUAUUGCAAACUUGUCACAGCUGACUCCUUAAGGUUCAUUAUCGUAUACAGAUACAAUAAUUUACAGUACUUAAACAUGGAAAAUACGGGUUUGAUAAAAAAGUCUGCCUUGUGGAAAGAAAGCGAUAUCGAAUCAAUGAAAGAUUUUGAAAUAGUAAUAUGCCCUAUUAUAGCGGUUUGUUUUUUAAAAUAUCUUAAAUUUUUUCGAUGGUCAGAUAAAGGCCUCGAUUAUACCUAUUCAUUUGAACCCGGAAAGGAACUGAAUCAGAAGUCUCUCGGCUUAAAUGACGAUAUAUACGUCUUCCAUUAUUAUGAUGACUAUUUUAGCACUUCAAAUGAUGAUGUCGAUUUUACCACUUAUAGCACACGCAUGUUCCAUAUGGGACAAUCUUUGCGGGAUACUCAAAAAUAUUUUAGACGAAUGAAUAUCUUCAAUAGAAUCAAAAUAUUUAUAAUCGAGGACCCUCAUUUCAAAACGAAAUACAAUUGCGAUAUUUUACGAAUUUUGGAAACUUUGGGUCAUUUAGAAUCGUUAGCCACUCGUAAAGACUUGAAAAUCGUUCUGUGGUGGCCAGACCUACUUCCUGAUGUAAUACAUCAGGAAAAUAAUACGGAUAUUUGGUUUUCUGAAAAUCAAAUCAUCAUCGAAAUAUGGCUCAUUGAUCUAAAUCCGAUAAACAGCUUACAACUUGAAUAUUUAUCCUUCAAUAAUUCCAUAUACGUGAUAUUGAGUGAACCCGAAGAGCAGGAUAACGCUUCAACCUCCUCGCUCCUAUCUUUUAUGCAAUCGGUUCAAACCAGAAAUCCAGGCUCAACUUUCCUGAUUCUUGAUAUACUACAAGAUGAAGAAAAUAAGCAUAGAUCGUCUGACAUUCAAAGUCUGUAUGAGAGAACGGAAAAGAUGUUUACCAAUUUGGAGAUUUCCAUCAAUCAAGAAAUAGACUUCCUAAGAAAAUUGACGAAGUCUUUAAUGUGCCAAAAUAGAUAUAUGAAAUUAGCGUAUAUGCUCACACGAUUGCCUACCCUUAUCAAACUAGAGAUUGACCAAAAAUAUGAACCAGGGAUAUUGGACGAAGAUAUGUUAGGCAGAAAGCUAUUAAACAUAAUCAAAAGCUUAAACUUCGUAAUACAAGACCAAUAUGUAGACGAUUAUGUGCCCAAUAUAAGGCCCACCUUCUUAACAGACAAAGGGGACCAAUAUAAUGACGGGAUAAAUGUGGUCAAUGUUAACGAUCUCUUACUUCUAUGCCUAAUUAUGGAACUUAAAAAGCGUGACGUACCCUUGGCCAACUGGAAAGAAUGCAGAAGCAAAUGGAAGAUACAAUGCAUGUAUUCCAAUGAUCUUGACUUGGAAAAGGGCUUACACUCACUGAUAAAAAAGGGCUUGAUAGAUUCCUUUAGAUAUUUCAAAGACUUUCCUCGACCAUCCCAAAUAGAUACUGUGAUAUUGGACUCCCUCAAAUUUCAUGACUAUGUGUCUGGACUUAAUCAUUGGGAGAAUGUCCUAUCGAAAACACUUAACAACCCAGAUUCCAUAGUACAAUUGACUUCUCAUGAUAUGGAUGAAAACAUGGGGUCUACUUAUUCAGGACUAUCAGGAAUAUCUAACAAUGAUAGUAACGCUCCCGUUUAUGAUGUAUCGAACACGGAGAAUGAUACAAAUAUUAUGAAUGAAAAGGAGAUAGCAUCAUGUAAAACUCUUGCCACACAAUUAGGACUAAUAACGAUCGAACUCAGUUCGAAACAAGUUAAUGCCACAAACGCGGAGUUAUACAAUGAGUACUUAAACAUUAAACGCCAACUCGCUGAGGUUAAUAGCAUCGACAAAAUGGCGGAAUCAAAUAGAUUAUCCCUUUCAUGGGAAUACCGAUUUUGGAUGCCAGAAAACCAAUAUUUACUUCUUUAUAUGAAGAAUUACUUGAUUAUGAAAUUCAUGGAAAAAUCCUUUACAAAAUCAAUCUUCGUUAACGGAAAUACAUUCGUGAUUCAAAAGAAUAAAAUCAUGGAAAUUAUCAAAUUAGAAGAUAAUGUAAUAUCCAUAGAUGUAAUACAUCCCAAUAUCAAGAUAUCAGAUAACACCAGAAACUUGAGAUUGGUAAAAGCCAUGUGUCGGGAGAUGGCUAAGUUGUUGACGUGGAUAGAGAAAUUUCUGCAACUUUACCCCGGAUGCUUUUAUCAAACUUAUUUCAAAUGUCAUCCCAAUCAACUGCAAAGCCAACUUAUCUUAAGCAGCGAUACCACCUCAGAAUUAAACUCUCCGGAGGCUCAGGCAGAUAUUGAUUCAACAAUCAACUUAAAUUCCAAAGAUCCUUAUGAGGAAUCUACUUUUAAAAACUUUUUCCAAGUUUAUUACGAAAAUUCUGUCCAAAAGGAAGCAUCUGCAACACUUAACGAAGAAGAGAACUCAAGCAUCAUCGAUCAAAUAUCAAACAUAACAUAUAAUAUAAACAACAAAGACUUUUCCACGUGGGUAUUCCAUCUGGCGCAAAUGAGUGAUCCUAGAUCUUCCAACACUUACCAAAUUGUGAGAGAGGUAAUGAAAAUAGAAAAAGAUGCUAAGGAAAUCCCUGAUUUAAGUGAAGCAAAUCUCGAUAUAAUGGCGGAUGAUAAUAAUCCAAUCAACGAUAACAUAAUUCUAAAUGAUAAUCAAAAUAAUAAAGAUUUUAUUCAUGCUAAGGAGGGUAAAACACUUGACAAUACAGAUAAAAUUGACACCCAAAAUAAACAAGAAGACGCAAAUCAUGAAGCCAUACAUAAUUUUGCAAAAAUUAUGCAAGUGAAAAUUUUACCGACCCCGAUGAUUAUAGAAAGAAAAAAUUCUUCGCAAAUAAAAGAUGGCCAGAACAAUCUCAAAGAAGAUGAUAUUCCUAGUAAUCCCGAUACAGAUAACGAGAAGAAGGAGAAAGAGGAAGAGGAAGAGAAGGAUCUCAAAGAUAAGGAUGACAAGCCCGAUUACAAUAACAUAAAUAACAAAGAAAUUGUGGAGGAAAAGAAUAAGAGAGAAUUGAAAGUUUCUAGAAAUAAGUCCUUGUUUGCUAAACACCAUCAAACCGGAAUAACCGGUUCACUAGACGCCUUGCCGUUGCCAACUAACAAAGAAGGUAGUAUUACUCCUCUUAAUGAACACAGACGCUUUUCCUUUGUCAAGAUGAUAACUGAUCGCCGUAAUCACUUGAGGAGUCAAAUCCAAUCCAGAUUUUGCACGAUUUUAUGAAGCUAAAUAACAUAAAAUUAUGUGUUAUUUAAGUUUAUAAAUUCUGGAUUUUAACUUGUAAUUUUUUGUAAAAUACAUAAUUUAUGGUCUCUAAGCUAAAUAGAUUCACUCUGCCCCUCUUCCACAAAUAUGGCCAAAUAAAUAUGUUUUUAUACAUUAACCACAAACGUGCUUUAAAUUAUAUACAUUUAUUUUGAACAAUGAUGUUACUCUUACCCCUACAUUUAUUGUUACAA
Molecule: messenger RNA, 4652 nt
Organism: Gordionus sp. m RMFG-2023
Lineage: Eukaryota; Metazoa; Nematomorpha; Gordioida; Chordodea; Parachordodidae
Exons: 17
Coding region: 148-4416 (1422 amino acids)
Biological process (GO): SCF-dependent proteasomal ubiquitin-dependent protein catabolic process
Cellular component (GO): SCF ubiquitin ligase complex
Source: RefSeq, a predicted model, not a curated record